GGACGGGGCAGCAACACCCACGUACACACGGCUCGAGGAUGCAGAUACAGGAUCACCAGUUCACUCCUCUUUGAUAUGUGUUUCGUCAUGCGAAUUGCUUUCCUACUUGCUCGCCGACACGAUGGACUCUUUUUCCGCCCUGGCCAUCACCUCCAUUCCAUCGCUGGCCUUGUCCCCUUUCAGCGAUCGCAGACAGAACGGUCACAGCAUCCAAGUUGCUCUGGGCCCGCUUGUGACGAAUUUCCCAUCCGCCUUCUAUAGGACGAUCUGCAGAUCAGCGCGCGGGGCGCGAACAGACUCGGCCGUGCUUGCAGCGUUGGACCCGCCCUUCAUCGUCCAUGAACUCGAAUCGCUGGGUCAGGGAGGCUCAUAUAUCGCGCGCGCGCCUGAUCUGGAUAGUAGGGGCGUGGGCAUGUGACAGUUUCGUAACAAUCCGGGCUCGAACCCGCGCAAAUGCAGCGGGAGGCGGCGCAACGCGGAGAAGGGGGUGACGAAAUCGCGCCUUCUCCCUCUUUCAG
Molecule: messenger RNA, 518 nt
Organism: Dissoconium aciculare CBS 342.82
Lineage: Eukaryota; Fungi; Ascomycota; Dothideomycetes; Mycosphaerellales; Dissoconiaceae
Exons: 1
Coding region: 122-418 (98 amino acids)
Source: RefSeq, a predicted model, not a curated record